Elgaria multicarinata webbii is the source of this 2403-nucleotide messenger RNA. RefSeq names its product eomesodermin (gene EOMES). The transcript has 6 exons. The coding region runs from base 1 to 2025 and encodes 674 amino acids. NCBI's taxonomy places the organism in Eukaryota, Metazoa, Chordata, Lepidosauria, Squamata, Anguidae. Gene Ontology annotation, biological process: mesoderm formation; regulation of transcription by RNA polymerase II; CD8-positive, alpha-beta T cell differentiation involved in immune response. The record is from RefSeq and is a predicted model, not a curated record. Gene Ontology annotation, cellular component: nucleus. Gene Ontology annotation, molecular function: RNA polymerase II cis-regulatory region sequence-specific DNA binding; DNA-binding transcription factor activity, RNA polymerase II-specific.
AUGCAGUUGGGGGAGCAGCUCCUGGCCAGCGCGGCCAACCUCCCCGGCGCCCCUUUCUACCCGCUGGAUAGCGCGGGCGGACGCGCAGGAGGCGGUGGCGGCCCCACGCGCCACCUGGGCUCUGGGUCGCCGCCGCCGCGUCUCGACUUGGAAAAGGGACCGAAGAAGUUCGGCGGCGCGUCGGGGCCGCCGGCGGGCUUGCUGGGCGAGGCCGAGGCGGCGGGCGAGACGUCGCCCUUCGCCGCUGCCGCCGGCCAGGCGCCCGCCAAGGCGGCGGACGGUGGGCGCAAGAACUCGCCGUGCCCGGCUGAGGAAGAGGCGCUGCCGCCGGCCCCCGCGCCUGCGCGGUACUCGCUGGAUGGCCUGAGUCCCGAGCGCUACUACCUGCAGUCCCCCGGCCCGCAGGCUGGGGCCGAGCUGGGCGGCCCGUGCGCCCUCUUCCCGUACGCGGGGACGGCGGGCGGCGCCCAGCCCGGCUCCAUGUACCAGGCGCCCGGCGGGACGCGCUAUCCCUAUGGCUCCGUGCUGUCGCCGCCGGGGAGCUUUUCGGCGGCGGCGGGCAGGACGCCCUUCGCGGCAGCCGCUGGCGCCUACCAGUACGGCCAAGGGGCUCCGCCGGGCAGUCUCUACAGCCCCUACCCGGCGGCGGGCGGCUCCUGCGGCGGGCUCGGCGCCCUGGCGAUGCCUGGAGGGGCGGGCGGCAUCCGCGCCCAGGUCUUCCUCUGCAACCGGCCCCUUUGGCUCAAGUUCCACCGGCACCAGACCGAGAUGAUCAUCACCAAGCAGGGCAGGCGGAUGUUCCCUUUCCUGAGCUUCAACAUCACAGGCCUGAAUCCCACCGCCCACUACAAUGUCUUUGUGGAGGUGGUGCUGGCGGAUCCCAACCACUGGCGCUUCCAGGGAGGAAAAUGGGUGACAUGUGGCAAAGCCGACAACAAUAUGCAAGGCAACAAGGUUUAUGUUCAUCCUGAAUCUCCCAAUACUGGAGCCCACUGGAUGAGGCAAGAGAUCUCUUUUGGAAAACUGAAACUAACUAAUAACAAAGGAGCCAAUAAUAAUAAUACUCAGAUGAUAGUUCUGCAGUCUUUGCACAAAUAUCAGCCUCGUCUCCAUAUUGUGGAAGUGACUGAAGAUGGCGUUGAAGACAUUAACGACUCCUCUAAGACGCAGACAUUUAAUUUCCCUGAAACACAAUUCAUAGCUGUAACUGCAUAUCAGAACACUGAUAUCACACAGCUUAAAAUUGACCAUAAUCCUUUUGCUAAAGGCUUCCGGGACAACUAUGAUUCCAUGUACACAGCUUCAGAAAAUGACAGAUUAACUCCAUCUCCCACGGAUUCUCCUAGAUCCCACCAGAUUGUCCCAGGAGCCCGGUACAGCGUACAACCCUUCUUCCAGGAACAAUUUGUCAACAACCUGCCACCAACUAGAUUCUAUAAUGGGGAAAGGACUGUACCUCAAACAAACGGCCUCCUCUCUCCCCAGCAGAAUGAAGAGGUGACCAAUCCUCCCCAGAGGUGGUUUGUCACUCCAGUCCAGCAACCUGGGGCCAACAAACUGGACAUGAAUUCCUAUGAAACUGACUACUCUCCUAGUACAUUACUCCCGUAUGGUAUCAAAUCCCUUCCCCUUCAGACAUCCCAUGCCUUGGGAUAUUACCCUGACCCAACGUUCUCCCCCAUGGCAGGCUGGGGGAGCAGAGGCUCUUACCAGAGGAAAAUGUCUACUGGCUUACCUUGGACCUCCAGAACAAGCCCUCCAGGUUUCUCUGAAGACCUGCUUUCUAAGGAAAAGGUUAAAGAAGAAAUGGGCUCAUCCUGGAUAGAGACCCCGCCAUCCAUAAAGUCUCCAGAUUCAAAUGAUUCUGGAGUCUAUACUGGUGCUUGUAAAAGGCGGCGACUCUCCCCAAGCACGUCCAGCAAUGAAAAUUCUCCAACGAUGAAGUGUGAGGACAUUAAUGCUGAGGACUAUGGCAAAGACACUUCUAAAGGCAUUGGUUACUAUGCUUUCUAUACCAGUUCUUAAUGGGUUACAUCCUGGUCUCGUGUUAAAAACUUGACUGUUUAUAAUUUCAGUGGUGGUGCAGAGAUCUCUGGCAUAAACGUUGCCAAAGGAACUCUUUUACCUUCCGCCAAUUUGAAAAUGUACUUGUGCAAUUCUAUAGAAGGUGCCAAAGCUUUUGACUGACUUCUGCAGGUAAAAAGGGAAGAAACAGGGUAGCACUAAAAAAAAAGUCUCUUUCCUCCCUGAACCAAGGAGACUUGAGGAAGAGUGUCUAAGCAGCAUCCUGAUAUUUAAAUGAAGUGUUCUUUCAGAAUGGACAGGAAAGGUGGGGUGGGAUAAUAAAGAUGUAUAGUUUGGCCAAUGGGUAAGUGCUAUGCACUACCAACCAAUUUUAAGGUG